Molecule: messenger RNA, 654 nt
Organism: Mytilus californianus (California mussel)
Lineage: Eukaryota; Metazoa; Mollusca; Bivalvia; Mytilida; Mytilidae
Product: putative carbonic anhydrase-like protein 1
Exons: 7
Coding region: 1-654 (217 amino acids)
Molecular function (GO): carbonate dehydratase activity; zinc ion binding
Source: RefSeq, a predicted model, not a curated record
AUGAGGAUUAGUUUUGUUUUAAUAACCAUAUUUGGUGCUAAUUCUGGAGCGGAAAACUGGGGUAAAACAAUAGACGAAUGGCUGAUAUGUUCCAAUGGAAAAUUCCAGUCUCCAAUAGACAUUAACACAAGUCAUCUGUUGUACGAUCCUAAUCUUGAUCCGUUUUAUAUUAUUCCUAGAAAAAUACAUUUGAUAACAUAUAAUGUUGAUCUCUAUCAUAACUUGUCGCAAGCUUUAGAUUCAUUCCAUGGAGUUGCUAUCAUCGCUAUUUUCUGCAAGUAUGGUGUUCCAAGUAAUGAGGCUUUUCAGCUUAUGUCAAAAUAUACAGAGAUUGUUAGACUAAAAGGUCAGACGACAACAAUAUCCGGAAUACCAUUAGAGAUUCUAUUUCCCAAUACUGACCAGUAUGUGACAUACCAUGGAUCACUAACAACACCCGGGUGUUCAGAAUAUGUCACAUGGAUUAUCCUAAACCGCCCGAUCAACGUCAAACAAGAACAUCUUGACAGAUUCCGUCAUCUUAGUAAGGGAAUACUGGGCGGUCCAGAGGCAUACUUAGAACAUAAUGUAAGGCCAGCUAUGCCUUCUUAUGACCGGCUUAUCAAAACUAAUAUAAACUUUUAUCAAAAGCGUUGCUAUGACAACCUGAAAUAG